UAUAAACCAUCUGUCCCUCAUCAGAACAACUGAGAAGCUGCCUCUUUUCCCAUUUUGGAGUAUACAGUACAUACAUAUACUCACAUAUUUCGUGACGACCAUUUGUACCUGUGGGACAUUGCCACCUGAAGAAAAACUAUACCUUAAAGUAUUUGAUUGGUGUGGCUGAGAAGAAGGCAGUUUGUUGUGCUUGGACCCCCCCACUUCAGGGGAGAGAAACCUCUGACACCAGCAUUUGAAGACCAUGACAUCCAACAUUUCGAUCUGUCUCUGCCUGUUGCUGGUGUCUUGUGGUUCGACUGCAGUCAUCACCGGGGCAUGUGAGAAGGACUCUCAGUGUGGAGGUGGCAUGUGUUGUGCAGUCAGCCUGUGGAUCCGGAGCCUACGAAUGUGCAUCCCAAUGGGUCAGGAGGGAGAAGACUGUCAUCCAAUGACCCACAAGGUGCCCUUCUUUGGCAGGAGACUCCAUCAUACAUGCCCUUGUCUGCCCAACUUAGCAUGCAUCACCAUAGCUGAUGGCAAGUCCAAAUGUCUCUCGCCAUUUCCAUUCCAGGAUCAGUACCUGUGAUGAAGAUGUUUACCUGUAUACCAUGCAGAUGUUUGUACAGUGUAUAGUUGCAAAAGUGUUUUCUUGAUUGA
Messenger RNA from Carassius auratus (goldfish), 639 nucleotides. It is a transcript of the gene prok2, whose product is annotated as prokineticin 2. The record is from RefSeq and is a predicted model, not a curated record. Lineage: Eukaryota; Metazoa; Chordata; Actinopteri; Cypriniformes; Cyprinidae. Gene Ontology annotation, biological process: endothelial cell proliferation. The coding region runs from base 245 to 568 and encodes 107 amino acids. The transcript has 3 exons.